Molecule: messenger RNA, 329 nt
Organism: Drosophila grimshawi
Lineage: Eukaryota; Metazoa; Arthropoda; Insecta; Diptera; Drosophilidae
Product: kunitz-type serine protease inhibitor HMGS2
Exons: 2
Coding region: 16-267 (83 amino acids)
Molecular function (GO): serine-type endopeptidase inhibitor activity
Source: RefSeq, a predicted model, not a curated record
UUAGUUUCCGUCACAAUGAAGAAAUUUAUUUGGCCUUUGCUUUGUUUACUCUUCGUAUUGUUGCUAACUAGCAAUGCCUACAAUUCAAAGGAAUGCGAUGAUAAGCCAUCUGAGACGGGACCAUGCAGGGCAUUCUUUCCCAUGUGGCGAUUCAUAAAGGAAACUCGCCAAUGUGAGCCUUUUAUCUAUGGCGGCUGCCAGGGCACACGGAAUAUGUUUGACGAUGAGGAGGAAUGUAAGAGAAAGUGUGCCGCUAAUAGCACAUAGAUUUAAGCUACCUGGUGUAAAAUUAAUUGAAAUAUUAUAUAAAUAAAUGAUAAUAAAUAAAA